ACUAUCCAGAUUUCCCUCCCAACGAGUGGUUUCCUUCUCUUGCCCCCCAAACCAGCAAUAUCUCUCUCUUGACUCCUAUAACCACAGGAUAUAUUGAUUCCGAAACCUGCAGAGCUUCAGCUGUUGGUGUUUGUUAUAUACUAAGAGCCAUGGCCUCCACUGCUACUGCCGCUACCUGCGCUCUUGCUUCUCCGUCCCUGGGAGUUGAAGGCAGAGCUGCGGCGGCCCCGCAUAGCGUCGGGCUUCCUGCUUUGCACGCACCGACCAAUUUGGCAUCUCUGAAUCGUCAGCCCCUCGAAUCCUGGAGAAGCACUGCCUACUGUCGUAAACUUGCGAGGAAUGUUAUGGCCAUGGCUACAGGAGAUGCACCGGCUGAAGUUGCAACUGAACUUCCAGAAAUUGUGAAAACCAUACAAGAAGCCUGGGACAAGGUUGAGGAUAAGUAUGCUGUGUCAUCUCUUGCAGUUGCUGUAGUUAUUGCACUUUGGGGCUCCACUGGAAUGAUCUCGGCCAUUGAUAGGCUCCCUGUGGUCCCUGGUGUUCUUGAACUUGUAGGAAUUGGAUAUACUGGGUGGUUUGCAUAUCGUAACCUGGUUUUCAAGCCUGACAGAGAAGCUUUGAUAGCAAAGAUCAAGAGCACCUAUAGCGAGAUAAUUGGGAGCAGCUACUGAGGAAAUUCCUGCACUGAUCAUAAUCUGCUUUGGAUUCAACCCGGGACGAGGCUCAGACUCAUGCAAAGGAGAAUAUUAUUCAUGAUUAGAAGCUUUACCGCUUUUCAAGUUUUUGAGUUGAAUAUAUAUUGUAAAGUUUCUAACCUGAGAAGAAUAUAUAGUUCAAUAAACACCUUAUAUUUCUAGUAGCUUAUGUAUGAUAGGAAAUGUUCAGCUAGCACGAAAUAGUAAUAUUGGAAAUGGAGCCGAUAUUGAGAAGUUUA
Molecule: messenger RNA, 934 nt
Organism: Asparagus officinalis (garden asparagus)
Lineage: Eukaryota; Viridiplantae; Streptophyta; Magnoliopsida; Asparagales; Asparagaceae
Product: protein CURVATURE THYLAKOID 1B, chloroplastic-like
Exons: 6
Coding region: 150-671 (173 amino acids)
Cellular component (GO): thylakoid; chloroplast thylakoid membrane
Source: RefSeq, a predicted model, not a curated record